Mucor mucedo is the source of this 2632-nucleotide messenger RNA. Its product is annotated as V-type ATPase, V0 complex, 116kDa subunit family. Gene Ontology annotation, biological process: vacuolar acidification; proton transmembrane transport. Lineage: Eukaryota; Fungi; Mucoromycota; Mucoromycetes; Mucorales; Mucoraceae. Gene Ontology annotation, molecular function: ATPase binding; proton-transporting ATPase activity, rotational mechanism. The record is from RefSeq and is a predicted model, not a curated record. The transcript is spliced from 8 exons. Gene Ontology annotation, cellular component: vacuolar proton-transporting V-type ATPase, V0 domain; vacuolar proton-transporting V-type ATPase complex; fungal-type vacuole membrane. The coding region runs from base 96 to 2582 and encodes 828 amino acids.
AAAAAAAAACGGGAGAGCGGAAACAGUUUUAAAAUCCUGCCUUUCCCCUUCCUCCCCCCUUUUUUUUCACUUAUUCAUCUUUUUUUUUUGGCACGAUGGCGUCCUCAACGACCUUGUUCCGUUCGGAAGAAAUGUCAUUGAUCCAAUUAUUUAUCCCAGCUGAAGUGGCACAUAGCUGUGUAGCCGAGUUGGGCGAGCUUGGAAAAGUUCAAUUUAGUGAUCUGAACCCCUCUACCAAUGCAUUUCAACGCACUUUUGUCUCUGAAAUAAGAAGACUGGAUGAGAUGGAAAGACAGUGUCGAUUUCUUCAGGCACAGAUUGAAAAGUCGGAUAUUCAAUCUGCACCCGUUGACGUAUCUACCAUCACUGCUCGUACACCGCAACAGAUCGAUGAUUUAGAAGAGAAUCUAAAGAACUUGGAAAACCGCAUCACACAAAUGAAUGAGUACUUUGAAACACUUCAGCAAUCCAACCUGCAAAUCACCGAACUCCGACAUGUCCUGAAAGAAUCGUCUGUUUUCUUUGCUCAAGCGGGCUCGCGUUUGCAGGACUCAGAGCCACUCUUGAUGGAGGAUGACGUGGAGCAACCCACAGAUAACCAUCUAGGUUAUGUCACGGGUGUCAUUCCACGAUCCAAAAUCAUCACCUUUGAACGUGUACUUUGGCGAGUCUUGCGUGGUAAUUUGUUCAUGAAUUUUGCUGAAAUUGAUGAACCUGUCAUUGAUCCUUCUGAUUCCGACAAGACCGUCACCAAGAACGUAUUUGCCAUCUUUGCUCACGGUCAUCAAGUUAUCAACAAGAUCAAAAAAAUUUCAGAGAGUAUGGGUGGUACCUUGUAUACUAUUGAUGAGUCUUCCACCAAACGCAACGAUGCUCUGCUUCAAGUCACCAAGCGCAUCAAGGACCUGGAUAUCGUAUUGGCUCAAACAAAGACCACCCGUAGACAGGAGUUGAUGAAAGUCGCAGAUAAUAUCACGGCUUGGACAACAACCGUCAAGAAAGAAAAAGCUAUCUAUCAUACCAUGAAUUUAUUUAAUUACGAUGUCAAUCGUAAAUGUUUGAUUGCAGAAGGCUGGGCUGCCAAGAUGGAUGUACCCAUUGUUCAUAUUGCCUUGAAGAACGCUAUUGAAUAUUCCGGUACCAACAUGCCUUCUGUCCUGACUGAACUUCAUACCAAAAGAAAACCACCUACCUAUCAUCGCACCGACAAGUUCUCGGAAGGAUUUCAAAGUAUCAUUGAUGCCUAUGGUAUUGCACGUUAUCGAGAAGUCAACCCGGGUCUAUUUACUAUUGUCGCCUUCCCAUUUUUGUUUGCCAUCAUGUUUGGCGAUAUCGGUCAUGGAUGUCUCCUGCUUUGCUUGGCUCUCUAUUUAGUCUUGAACGAGAAAUCUUUGGCUGGUGUCAAGGAUGAAAUCUUUUCCAUGCUUUUCAGUGGUCGCUACAUGAUGCUCUUAAUGGCCAUCUUUUCGAUUUUCACUGGUUGUAUUUACAAUGACGUAUUUUCCUUAUCUCUCAAUCUCUUCAAGUCCGGUUUCGAUCUGCCAUCCAAUUACACUUCUUUUGAAACCGUAGAAGGAAUACCCAAUGGUAACGUAUAUGCCUUUGGUUUUGACCCCGCUUGGCAUGGAUCUGAAAACUUUUUGCUCUUUUCGAAUUCAUACAAGAUGAAGCAAGCCAUCAUCAUUGGUGUUAUUCAUAUGUCAUUUGCCAUUUGUUUAAACAUCUUUAAUCAUUUGUACUACAAAAAGAACGCUUUCAUCUGGCUAGAAUUCCUCCCACAAAUCCUCUUUAUGGAAUCCGUCUUUGGUUAUUUAAUCUUUUGCAUCAUGUAUAAAUGGAGUAUCAAUUGGUGGGAAUUAGACAGUGCAGGCAAUCAUAUCCGAAACCCCCCACCCAAUUUAUUAAACAUGCUGAUUUACAUGUUCUUAACACCUGGACAAGUUAACCCCCAAGAUCAAUUAUUCCCCGGCCAAGGACCGGUACAGCUUGUGUUGAUUAGCGUGGCUUUGAUUUGUGUGCCUUGGAUGUGGUUUGCAAAGCCUUAUUAUCUCAAGUUACAACAUGAAAAGCAUCAAUAUCAUGCCAUUGCCCUGUCAGAGGACGGGUUGGAAUCGGGUACGGCUGCUGUGGCUGCUACAGAGGCUUCUACAAGAGCAGAAGCUUCCAAUGCUACCGAACCCGCAAAUGCUGAAGAAGAAGACGAAGAAGAAGAGUUUGAGUUUAGUGAGGUUAUGAUCCAUCAAACGAUUCAUACCAUUGAAUUUUGUUUGAAUUGUAUUUCAAAUACGGCUUCUUAUCUCCGUCUAUGGGCUUUAUCUCUUGCCCAUGCCCAAUUAUCCAGUGUAUUGUGGGAUAUGACACUCAAGAUUUGGUUCUCCAUGACAGGUCCUAUUGCCGUGGUUGGUUUAGUACUGGGUUUUGCCAUGUGGUUUGUCUUGACCAUUGGUAUUUUAUUGUGCAUGGAAGGCUUAUCGGCUUUUCUUCAUGCAUUGAGAUUGAUUUGGGUUGAAUUCAAUUCUAAAUUCUAUAAUGGUGAUGGUAUCAAAUUUGAACCAUUUGCUUUUUCUCUCUUGUUUGAUUAACUUUUUCAAAAUAAAUAAACCCCAUUUUUUUAUCGUGGGUCAAAGAUUAA